This is a messenger RNA of Drosophila takahashii, 1846 nucleotides long. RefSeq names its product SET and MYND domain containing, arthropod-specific, member 2 (gene SmydA-2). Gene Ontology annotation, molecular function: protein binding. NCBI's taxonomy places the organism in Eukaryota, Metazoa, Arthropoda, Insecta, Diptera, Drosophilidae. The record is from RefSeq and is a predicted model, not a curated record.
AGAUCCGAAUCCGCUCGAGCGUUUAUUUUUUGGCAGCAGACGGAGACACAAAGGAAAAUGUUCUCGCAAUCAGAUCGCGAGUAGAGUCCGAAGACGGAGCACUGAAAAUUGUUUAGCCGUCUCCUCAGUGAAAUUUCAACCGCGGGGCAUUACGCAAACACACAGAUUAGUUGGAGAUCUAUUGGAUAUCUUCGGACUGCUGGGGGAAAUCGCUUUCGAUGGCUUCCAGUUCGCUGACAUCCUGCGCCCUGUGCCAGGCGAAGGCAUCCCAGCUAUGCGCCGCUUGCAGGAAUGUGGUCUACUGCAGUCGGGAGCACCAGAAGGAGCAUUGGAAGAAAGGUCACCGGUCGGAAUGCAAGUGCUUCGAAGUGGCCACCAACGAGAUCUUGGGCAGGCAUCUAAAGGCCACCAGGGACAUUAAAAUCGGCGAGCAAAUCCUGAAGGAGGCUCCCUUGGUGCUGGGACCCAAGGUCGCCUCGGCUCCACUCUGCCUGGGCUGCCACCGGAAUCUAUUGGCUCCCGAGAAGCCCCAGGGAAACUACUACAAAUGCAGCUCCUGCAGUUGGCCGCUGUGUGGAAAGAAUUGCGAGGAUUCUCCGCACCACAAGGCCGAGUGCCAGCUAAUGUCGAGCAGCAAUUUCCAGUCCAAAAUUAAUUACACUCCUGGCGAGGAGGAGCGCAAGGAGUCGGCCUACUGUGUGAUCAUGCUGCUGCGUUGCAUGCAACUGAAAGCCAAGGACCCCGAGGCUUUCGUUCAGCUCUACACCCUGGAGGAUCACCUCAAGGAGCGCUUGGAGACUCCUUUGUACCAAGUUCUGCGGGCCAAUCUCAUUACCUUCAUAAAAACCGUUUUGGGUUUGAGGGACUGGUCCGAGUUGGACAUUCUGCGCAUUGCCGCUAUAUUGGACACAAACACCUUUGAAGUUCGGCAGCCCAGGGAAAGGCGGAAAAUCCGAGCCCUGUUUCCCGGAGCUGCCAUGAUCUCGCACGAUUGUGUGCCCAAUAUGAGGCAUCGCUUCGACGACGACAUGAACAUUGUGUUCCUGGCCAAGCGGAAGAUAGCCAAGGGUGAGAUCCUGAGUAUUUCCUACACCCAGCCCCUGAGGAGCACCAUCCAACGCAGGGUGCAUUUGCGGCAGGCCAAGUGCUUCGACUGCUCCUGCGCCAGGUGUCAGGAUCCCGAGGAGCUGGGCAGCUUUGCGGGGGCUCAAACGUGUCUGAAGUGCAAGGCAGGAAAGAUCAUCUCACUGAAUCCCCUUCAAAAUUCCGCCGUUUGGAAGUGCCAGCUCUGCAACCUCAAGAGAUCAGCCAAAGAGGUGGUCACUUCGGAUGCAGAGCUUCAGCAGGAGUUGGAAUCGCUGGACAAGACAACACCCGUGGCUCUUGAGGAGUUCAUAUAUCGCCAUCGUGCUGAUCUGCAUGAAACCAAUACCCACAUUUUGCAAGCUAAAUACGCUUUAACCCAACUAUAUGGAUCCGCACCGGGAUUCGCAAUGGAGGAACUUUCUGAAGAAUCGCUUAACAGGAAAGUGCAACUAUGCGAGGAGCUCCUUAAUUUGGCCAACCUUUUCGAUGGUGGUUGGAGUAUUUUCCGAGGAAAUCUUCUCAUAGACAUGGAAGAGGCUUUGGUGGCCCAGGCUCUACGCUCAGAAGAUCCAGUGGAGUGCGAAGAGAAGCUGAGAAGAGCGGCGGAAAUGCUCAGGGAAAUUCGAAACAUCAUGAAACACGAGCCGGAAAUGCAGCAGUUGCUAUUAGAACGCCAAGUCAUCUUGAAUUCGGCCCUAGAGCGAUUUGACCAAGUUGAAAAUUAAAUACAUAUAACUUUUUUGCUAUUGUUUCUAGAAAA